Sclerotinia sclerotiorum 1980 UF-70 is the source of this 279-nucleotide messenger RNA. RefSeq lists its product with no specific name. The transcript has a single exon. NCBI's taxonomy places the organism in Eukaryota, Fungi, Ascomycota, Leotiomycetes, Helotiales, Sclerotiniaceae. The coding region runs from base 1 to 279 and encodes 92 amino acids. The record is from RefSeq and is a predicted model, not a curated record.
AUGCUUGACCCAAGGUUAGAGGAAGAAUUUGAGAAGAUGGAUGCUAAACAGAUCCGACACCUUCUCAAAUUGGUGUGUGAUGAGAAGAGUUUCACUCUGAAGCACCAUCGUGGAAAAAUCACCGUCAAACCAGAGAAGGUUUUCAUCAUGCCCGCAGGUUUUCAUGAUGGCAAAUUUAAAGAGUCGAACUUCAAGGAUUGCGAGAGUUACAAGGAAGGAGAUGAGGAGGAUGAAGUUGAAGUUGAAGAUGUUCCAAAUAAAUCCAAGAUCGAGAUCUAG